AUGCAUGCAUCUCGCACGCUAACCCCUGCGGAGAAGAACUAUGGGCAAAUAGAGAAAGAGGCUCUAGCCCUCGUGUUUGCUGUCAAGAAAUUUCACAAACUAUUGUACGGUCGCCACUUCACGUUGUUGACGGAUCACAAACCGUUGCUGUCAAUCUUCGGUUCGAAGAAGGGCAUUCCCGUCUACUCAGCCAGCCGACUUCAGCGAUGGGCAACCAUCCUUCUUGGCUACGAUUUCGACAUUCGCUACUGUCGUACUACAGACUUUGGUCAGGCUGACGCCCUUUCUCGCCUCAUCAGCAAUCAGCAGGAACCGGAGGAAGAUACCGUGAUUGCAGCUAUUUCGAUUGAGGACGAUGUGCGCCGUCAGCUGUCAGACGCCAUACGAGGUAUCCCCGUCACUGCCGCGGACAUCCGACAUGCUACUGAACAGGAUCCUGUCCUCCGCCAGGCCAUCACCUACGUGCAGACCUGCUGGCCAACCACUGCUCUCGCUGGCGAUCUUCGCCAGCUCUUCCUCCGCCGAGCAUCGCUAUCUGUGGUUGACUCCUGCCUCAUGUUUUCAGACCGUGUGGUGAUCCCAUCUUCCCUCCGACCCACUGUACUACGCCAGUUCCAUGCGGCUCAUCCUGGUACCAGCCGAAUGAAGUCUAUUGCUCGCAGUUUUGCCUACUGGCCGGGUAUCGACGGCGACAUCGACGACCUGGUUCGACGCUGUUCUCGAUGUCAGCAAGCUGCCAAAAUGCCGCCUCGUCAACCUCCAAUACCCUGGCAACCACCGGAGAGGCCUUGGUCACGCGUGCAUAUCGACUUCGCUGGUCCACUUAACGGAAUCUCCUACCUAAUCUUGGUCGACGCCUACUCGAAGUGGCCCGAGAUUGCUCCGCUUAAUCCAGCGACCGCAUCUACCACUAACGCCUUCCUACGACGCAUCUUUAGCCAACAUGGCUUACCAGAAGUCCUGGUUUCACAUAAUGGCUCUCAGUUUACUUCGUCGUCGUUUGAGGAUUUCUGCCGCCAACACAACAUCCAGCAUCUUCGCUCCCCGCCCUACCAUCCUCAGUCUAACGGUCAGGCGGAACGUUUUGUCGACACGUUUAAGAGAGCCCUCUUGAAAGCUCGUGGGGAGGGGACAACGGACGAGAUAGUCCAGGCAUUCCUGUUUUCCUACAGGACAACACCGAACCCGGCGUCCCCUGGUGGCGUUUCUCCUGCCGAAGCGUUGAUGGGCCGGAAACUGCGUACAACUUUUCAUGCCCUCGUCCCUACCGGUGCGCAGCCGGCGCAGACUUCUCCAGUCUCUCGCAGCAAGCUCUCCAUCGGAAGGCCUGUCUUCGCCCGUGAUUAUCGAGCGGAGUUCCCAGACUGGAUUGAAGCAACCGUGGUAGCGCACAGAGGCAGUAUGUUGUUUAACGUCGACGUUGGUGGUGAAAUCUGGGUUCGUCACCACAACCAGAUCCGACGGCGACAUUGCAGUAACACAACUGGGCUCGAUCCGGCGCCGUCACUCCCCCUUGACAUCCUACUGGAUACCUUCGCCAUUCCGGCAGAUCGGUCGGUUCCUGAACCCACUGCUGCGCCUCCUUCGGAUGUACCGCCUUCGGUAUCAGUCACUGCCCCCGGGUCUCCAAAAAACAAACCACAACUAAGACGCCGGACCAACCGCGUGCGCCGAUCAACACUGCCGAUGCAGAUCAAUCCACGCCAAAAGCGGUACCGACCCACUUGGAGGGGAGGUGUUGGGAGUGCCUACACUCCCAAAAACAAGAGCAAACCAGUCAAUGGAGAUCACGUGCGUUUGCUCUCUCUCUCUACCGCGCUGUCAUCUCAAUCAGGCGCUUCCCAUUGGCUACUCCCCUCUUCCCGAAGGUCAUUGGACCGAGUGCCGGCGAACCACGCUAGCGAGUGA
This is a messenger RNA of Spirometra erinaceieuropaei, 1908 nucleotides long. NCBI's taxonomy places the organism in Eukaryota, Metazoa, Platyhelminthes, Cestoda, Diphyllobothriidea, Diphyllobothriidae. The record is from the annotation of a GenBank genome assembly.